Molecule: messenger RNA, 1586 nt
Organism: Vitis riparia (riverbank grape)
Lineage: Eukaryota; Viridiplantae; Streptophyta; Magnoliopsida; Vitales; Vitaceae
Exons: 6
Coding region: 147-1154 (335 amino acids)
Molecular function (GO): protein binding
Source: RefSeq, a predicted model, not a curated record
CACAGCCUUGCCAGAGCUGCAGCUUUUACAUGUCUCCCCCUUCCUCUGUAGAUAUGUCCUUGUGUGCCCAUAAUUAGCUCCUUUUCUCUUCAUCUACACCACUCAGAGGGCUGAAGUUAUUCAGUUAGGCGAAGGGCUGAGCAAGCAUGGAAGUUGAAGGCGUUGCCCCUAAUAUGAUGGCUGGUGAAGGUGUCCCAAGCAUAAUCCCGAAUAAAAGGGGCGAUGAUUUUCCCCGGAUAACCCCGGCUAUAAACCCCAAUAAGAGCGGUGAUGUUUUUCCCCUGAUAACCCCAGCUAUAAUCCCAACUGUAGUGCCAACUACAAUAGUUCGUGAAGUUCUUACUGAAGGCAACUAUGAAUACUGGAAAACUUGUGUAAAACGGUACUUGGUGGGUCAAGGUCUCUGGGAAGUUUGCAGGAUGAGCUGCAAGGGUCCUAAUAAAGCACAAGAUCCAGUGGCAUAUUCAGAGUGGAAAAAGAAGAAUUCCGUGGCUUUACAUGCCAUUCAAAUUUCUUGCAGUCGAGAGAUGCUUUCUCAGAUCAGGGGAAUCAAGCUUGCGAAGCACGCGUGGGACUUUUUGAAGCGAAACGCCAACCCAACCCUCUAUUUCGACGAAGAAGUCGAUCGCUUAGAUGAACAGCCACCUCCUGCCGCAGCCUCAACUGGGAAAGCUGACUUCUCUCAGUAUGAGAAGUUUGAGCAGGCAUUGGACCGUAGUAGCUGGAACGAUAUCGAAUCCUUCCUUAAUUCAAAUCCGGAUGCAGUGAGAGCAAGGAUUUCGUCAACAGGCCUGACCCCGCUUCAUGUCGCAGCUCUUGCUGGACAUGUAAAGGUUGUGGAGAAGUUGGUGGACGAACUGAAUCCAGAAGACUUAGAACAAAAAGAGGGUCUGCUAGGGUGCACACCACUUGCUUUAGCUGCAUCAGAUGGAAUCACUGAAAUAGCGCAGUCCAUGAUUAGAAAGAACAGGACAUUGGCCAACAUUUUAGAUGGGGAUAAAAUCCUCCCAGUUGUGCUUGCUUGUAACCGAGGCAAAAGAGAAAUGACACGUUUUCUCUACUUUCACACUGGACAAGAGGAGCUAGCUCCACAAAAAAGGCCAAAAAGGUGCAACACUUCUUGGUUAUUGUAUUGCUUCCUAAUUCUUAGGUAGGGGAGAAUGAAUAUUCCAACCAUGAGGUAAGAAAUCUAUCUUUACCCUAAAUAAUUCUCAUUCCCUCUUUUGUUUGUGUCUAUACGCACACUCCAAUUCCAUAGAUAUUGCUUUGGAUAUCCUCGAGAAGUACCCAAGUUUGGCUGUGACUUUGGAUAUGGGAUGGUCUCAUCCCCCUCUAUGUAUUGGGUCAAACGCCUUCUUUGUUCAAGAGUGGAAGUCAGCUUUGGUUUUGGCAGCAUUGGAUAUACUUAUGCGUAACUGUAAACGUAGAUCGCGCCUCGGACUGGGUUCGAGUAAACGUCGUUGACGAUAACACACAUGCACGAGAUGUCAGGAAUAAUACUGAAACAGUGCUACAUCAAUUAAUGCAUGGGUUGGUUUCAUAUCCACUAAAACUUCUUGGAAUCAAGAGCAUACGUGCUCAAAAGU